UGUUCAAGAAACCUCUUGCUGCGACCAUUGCUGUUUUCGCUUGGUGGUCAACGAUUUCGCUUGUUGCAGAGCACGGCCACUAUGAUGUUGAAUGACGCUAGAAUCGUGCGUUCACCUUUUCCCGAUAUUUCAAUUCCUGAUAAUAUUUCUUUUCACAAUUAUAUCUACCGUCGAUUCAAGCAAUACGGUGACAGGACAGCUAUUGUAGAUGGACUAACAGGCCGCGCUUAUUCAUUCCGACAGCUCGACAGUUUGACCAACAAUAUUGCAUCUGCUCUCAUUCGUCGCGGACUGCAGAAGGGCGACGUCGUCUGUUUGUUUCUUCCCAAUCUGCCCGAAUAUCCUCUCGCGUUGUUUGGCAGUCUGGUUGCUGGGGGAACGGUCACCACUGCCAAUCCAGUUUACAAUGAAAGAGAACUGACCCAUCAGUUGAAAGAUGCGAAUGCAAAAUUUGUUGUUACGACUUCACAGUUUGCAGAUCUGGCUGGAGAGGCCGCUCGACGAUCAGGAACAGUUGAUGAAAUUUUUGUUAUUGGAAAUAGUCGGUCAGAUGUUCCUGCAGGCUGCACUGGGUUUGGGGAGCUGAUGAAUGACGAUGGCACGGCUCUACCAUCUUCUCUCACCAUAUUACCCAAAAAAGAUGUUGCAGUGUUGCCAUACUCUAGUGGGACUACCGGGUUGUCGAAGGGAGUCAUGUUGUCUCACUAUAAUCUUGUCUCUAAUGUCUGUCAGGUUGCGUCCUCUACGUUGCUUCUCAAAGCGAGAACAGAAGACAAAGUAGCUCUUGCAGUUCUUCCUUUCUUCCAUAUUUAUGGACUUGCUAGUAUUCUUUCUCGAGACUUGGAGCAAGGAACCAAGAUUGUCACUCUGCCCAAGUUUGAGCCAGAACACUUUCUGAAGCAACUUGAAGUCAAUGCCAUUGCAAGAGCUCUUAUUGCCCCUCCAGUUGUUCUCUUCAUGGCUAAACAUCCAAUGAUUGACAAUUAUGAUCUUUCUAGUCUUACUGACAUUUUGAGUGGAGCUGCCCCGUUGAGUGGGGAAAUUACAGAAGCACUGAGGAAUCGUUUGGGUAUUGAGGUUAUUAGGCAGGGAUAUGGUCUAACCGAGACAAGUCCUGUUACUCACUUAUCACCAAUAGAAGGUUGGAAACCUGGUUCUAUUGGUUUUCCUUUACCAAACACAGAGUGUAAGGUAGUUGAUAUUGAAUCUGGUAGUCGUGCUGUUGGAGUGAAUGAAACAGGACAGUUGUGUGUUAGAGGUCCACAGGUGAUGAUGGGAUAUUUAAACAAUCCGACAGCCACACGGGAUUGUAUUGAUGAAGACAAUUGGUUUCACACUGGAGAUAUCGGACACUAUGAUUCAGAUUUUCAUUUCUAUGUCACCGAUCGCUUAAAGGAGCUUAUCAAAGUGAAAGGAUUUCAGGUUGCUCCUGCUGAGCUGGAAGCUCUUCUCAUUGAACACGCAGACAUUACAGAUGCCGCUGUUAUUGGAGUUCCUGACGAGCGAGCUGGUGAGGUUCCUAGAGCAUUCGUUGUGCCAAGAGAAGGCUCUGACUUGAGCACAGAAUCAGUUGUGAAUUAUGUCAAAAGUCAGGUUGCUGGUUACAAAGAACUAAAAGGUGGAGUACAGUUUAUUGAUGUCAUUCCCAAGUCAGCAAGCGGGAAAAUAUUACGACGAGUUCUCAGAGAUGAAGAAAAACAUGAGAAAUGAUUUUGUAAUGCUUUUGUUGCUAUUAUCGGUUGUUUGUAUUUAUUUUUACAUGACAAGCUGGGUAUUUGUGUGCCUAUGGAUGUUUAUGAAAAUGCCACUCACUAUACAUUUUGAUAUAGUCUCUAUGUGCCAAAAC
Molecule: messenger RNA, 1846 nt
Organism: Corticium candelabrum
Lineage: Eukaryota; Metazoa; Porifera; Homoscleromorpha; Homosclerophorida; Plakinidae
Exons: 4
Coding region: 82-1710 (542 amino acids)
Molecular function (GO): CoA-ligase activity
Source: RefSeq, a predicted model, not a curated record